CUCUCAAGAGAAUGAAGGCCGAGAACCCCAACGAGGGCUCGGCCAUUGAGGAGGGCGUCGACACACACUCGCAGAACACGGUGCACGCCCGUCUGCGCGCCAACUCUUCGGUCAUGAAGGCCAAGAAGAUCUUGGUCGCCAACCGUGGAGAAAUCCCCAUCCGUAUCUUCCGUACCGCACACGAGCUCUCGCUACAGACGGUAGCCGUGUACAGUCACGAGGACCGUCUGUCGAUGCACAGACAAAAGGCCGAUGAAGCCUAUGUCAUUGGCAAGAGAGGAGAGUACACACCCGUUGCUGCUUACCUUGCGAGCGACGAGAUUGUCAAGAUCGCCAAGGCACACAAUGUUAACCUCAUUCACCCUGGUUAUGGUUUCUUGAGCGAGAACGCCGAAUUUGCUCGCAAGGUCGAAGCCGCUGGCAUGAUUGUAAGUCCACCAAGGCCUCAGAAGAGCCACACUGACAGCCUCUCUCUANNGUUCGUUGGUCCCACCCCUGACACCAUCGACGCCCUCGGUGACAAGGUUUCAGCCCGUGAGCUUGCCAUCAAGUGCAAGGUUCCUGUCGUCCCCGGUACCGACGGCCCUGUCGAGAAGUUUGAAGAGGUCAAGGGCUUUACCGACAAGCACGGCUUCCCCAUCAUCAUCAAAGCUGCCUUUGGUGGUGGUGGUCGUGGUAUGAGAGUCGUCUGGAAGCAGGAGGAGCUCAAGGAGGCCUUCGAGCGUGCCACAUCCGAGGCCAAGUCUGCCUUUGGUAACGGCACUGUCUUCGUCGAGCGCUUCCUGUACCGUCCCAAGCACAUUGAAGUCCAGCUUCUGGGUGACAGCCACGGCAACGUCGUCCACCUGUUCGAGCGUGACUGCAGUGUCCAGAGACGUCACCAGAAGGUCGUUGAACUUGCCCCUGCAAAGGAUUUGCCCGAGGAGACCCGCCAGGCCAUCCUGAACGAUGCUGUUGCUCUGGCCAAGUCGGUCAACUACCGCAACGCUGGUACCGCAGAGUUCUUGGUUGACCAGGAGAACCGCCACUACUUCAUCGAAAUCAACCCCAGAAUCCAGGUCGAGCACACCAUCACCGAAGAAAUCACCGGUAUCGAUAUCGUUGCUGCUCAGAUCCAGAUCGCUGCAGGUGCCUCGCUCGAGCAGCUCGGUCUGACCCAGGACCGCAUCUCAGUCCGUGGUUUCGCCUUCCAGUGCCGUAUCACUACCGAGGAUCCUAGCAAGGGCUUCUCACCCGACACUGGCAGAAUUGAGGUUUACCGCUCGGCUGGUGGAAAUGGUGUUAGAUUGGACGGAGGUAACGGAUUUGCGGGCGCCGUCAUCACCCCCCACUACGAUAGCAUGCUUGUCAAGUGCUCAUGCCGUGGCUCGACGUACGAGAUCACCCGCAGAAAGAUGCUCCGCGCCUUGGUCGAAUUCAGAAUCCGCGGUGUCAAGACCAACAUUCCCUUCUUGGCAUCUCUCCUCACCCACCCUACCUUCAUUGCCGGCGAGUGCUGGACCACAUUCAUCGAUGAUACCCCUGAGUUGUUUGCUCUGGUGAACAGCCAAAACCGUGCCCAGAAGCUGCUCGGUUACCUUGGUGAUCUCGCUGUCAACGGCAGUCAGAUCAAGGGUCAGAUUGGUGAGCCCAAGUUCAAGGGUGAUAUCAUCAUUCCCACUCUUCACGAUGCGCAGAAGAAUGUCCUCGAUGUUUCAGAGCCUUGCAAGCAGGGUUGGAGAAGCAUCAUUGUGGAACAGGGUCCUGCAGCUUUCGCCAAGGCCGUCAGAGCCAACAAGGGCUGCUUGAUCAUGGACACCACAUGGAGAGAUGCCCACCAGUCUCUUCUUGCCACCAGAGUCCGUACUGUCGACUUCCUCAACAUCGCCAAGGAAACCAGCCACGCUCUCAGCAACGCAUGGGCUCUUGAGUGCUGGGGUGGUGCCACUUUCGAUGUCGCCAUGCGCUUCCUCUACGAGGAUCCCUGGGACAGACUGCGCAAGAUGAGAAAGCUUGUGCCCAACAUUCCUUUCCAGAUGCUCCUCCGUGGUGCCAACGGUGUUGCUUACUCAUCGCUUCCCGACAACGCCAUUACCCACUUCUGUGAGCAAGCAAAGAAGAAUGGCGUUGACAUUUUCCGUGUCUUUGAUGCUUUGAACGAUGUUGAGCAACUUGAGGUUGGUGUCAAGGCCGUCCUCAAGGCUGGUGGUGUUGCUGAGGGAACUGUCUGUUACUCUGGUGACAUGCUUAACCCCAGCAAGAAGUACAACCUCGAGUACUACAUGGGUGUUGUCGAGAAGAUUGUCAACAUGGGUGCUCACAUUCUUGGUAUCAAGGACAUGGCUGGUGUCUUGAAGCCCAGGGCGGCCACCAUGCUGAUCGGCUCAAUCAGAAAGAAGUACCCCGACCUACCUAUUCACGUACACACUCACGACUCGGCUGGUACCGGUGUUGCUUCAAUGGUCGCUUGCGCUCAGGCUGGUGCUGAUGCUGUUGACGCCGCCACUGACAGCAUGUCGGGUAUGACCUCUCAACCCAGCAUUGGUGCUCUCGUUGCAUCUCUCGAGGGCAGCGAGUUCGACCCCGGUCUUGACCCUCACCACCUGAGAAUGAUCGACCACUACUGGGCUCAGCUGCGUCUCCUCUACUCACCCUUCGAGGCUGGUCUUACUGGUCCUGACCCUGAGGUCUACGAGCACGAGAUCCCCGGUGGUCAACUUACCAACCUCAUCUUCCAGGCCUCUCAGCAAGGUCUCGGUGAGCAGUGGGCACAGACCAAGAAGGCUUACGAGCAAGCCAACGACCUGCUCGGCGAUAUCGUCAAGGUCACUCCUACCUCCAAGGUUGUUGGAGAUCUUGCCCAGUUCAUGGUCAGCAACAAGCUGAGCUACAACGACGUUCUCGAGAAGGCCGAGCAGCUAGACUUCCCCUCAUCCGUCCUUGAAUUCUUCGAAGGUCUCAUGGGUCAGCCCUACGGUGGAUUCCCCGAGCCUCUUCGUACCAAGGCUCUGCGUGAGCGCAGAAAGAUGGACAAGAGACCUGGUCUCUAUCUCGAGCCCGUUAACUUCGACGAGGUCCGCAACAAGCUCAAGGAACAGUUCGGUGGUUACACUGAGACUGACGUUGCCUCAUACAUGAACGGUGAAGUGCGUCAAGUCACUGUUGACGACAACCACGCCGCCGUUGAGAACAAGUCGCGCAAGAAGGCCGACCUUGGUGACAGCAGCCAAGUCGGUGCCCCCAUGAGUGGUGUCGUUGUCGAGCUCAGAGUCAAGGAGGGUAGCGAGGUCAACAAGGGUGACCCGAUUGCCAUCCUGAGUGCCAUGAAGAUGGAGAUGGUCAUCAGUGCACCUCACUCUGGUAAGGUCGGCGAGCUCAGUGUCAAGGAGUCGGACUCUGUCGACGGCCAGGACCUCAUUUGCAAGAUUGUCAAA
Messenger RNA from Aureobasidium vineae, 3413 nucleotides. Lineage: Eukaryota; Fungi; Ascomycota; Dothideomycetes; Dothideales; Saccotheciaceae. The record is from the annotation of a GenBank genome assembly.